AUGGAAAGGUGCCCCGCGACAGCUGAAUGUCUCCGCCCGAGAGCGCAAUGCCGUCCUGCACGGCCUGGCUUCACCACGCACCCUAGCGCGCUGCGAAUCAUCUUCAAGUCAAUCGACCACUCACUCCGCCACCAGGCUCAUCCCAACUUUAUCCCAAUCAUCCUCACCCUCAGCAGUGCGCCACGCGGCUACCGUGCCAUCCCCGCCAUUGGCUUUGUUCUCGGUGUCUCAACGUUGGUGGCAGCGUGGAAGGGCAUGUGCGUGGUGCUUCACGGCAUGCACCACCGACACGUCAGGCCCUGGGAACUCUUCAUCGACAACGAGGGCGAGUGCGACCUCUCCAAGACGAGCUUUGAGUCGUUUGGCUCAGGCAACAGCUACGAGACGGAGCCCUGGGUUGUCAAGUACGAGAAGCGCAACACUGUGCGCAAGGUGUUUGACCGCGAAGUGUGGAUCCAGGAGCCAGCGCUGCGCCAGAUCCAGGACACGAUCUUUGUGCAAGCCAUGUUGUGCGCGCUGCUGGCGGCCGGUGUCUUGACGGCCAUCUUUGUUGCUGUUCCCGGGGGGAAACUGAUGUAA
Verticillium alfalfae VaMs.102 is the source of this 579-nucleotide messenger RNA. RefSeq lists its product as hypothetical. The record is from RefSeq and is a predicted model, not a curated record. The coding region runs from base 1 to 579 and encodes 192 amino acids. The transcript has 2 exons. Lineage: Eukaryota; Fungi; Ascomycota; Sordariomycetes; Glomerellales; Plectosphaerellaceae.